AAAUAAAAUAAUUUAUUAUUUAUUUUAAAAAAGUAAUAGUACAUUACAUUACUAGAUUAAUAAAGUGGGUGAUUAUGAACGAGUGCAAAGUUACUGCGCGAGUCGAAGACGAGCGCUGUAACUUUGCACGAGUUCAUAAUCACACACUUUAUUAAUCGCGUAGUGUAAGGUGCUUUACAUAAUAAACACUCGUAACCUCACCAUUUUACACUUCUGUUGUUUAGAUGCAAAAAAUGUGCGUCUAUGAGUGACCAAACUUCACCGGUUAAAUUUGUUAAAUUAUGUCCAAACGUAACACGUACGUAAUGGCGAGUUUCGCGGCGUUGCCACAUAACACUAGGGAUAUAAUACGCUCAUUAUGUACGUGUUUGACCCGACAUUAGGUCGCUCAUAAUGACGUACAUUUUGCAUCUAGCGACAGAGGUGUAAUGAUGAGAUUACGAGUGUGUAUUACGCGACGGUAUUACGUAAAAAUUAUUACAGUCGACUACUUGCACUUCAGCGUUUCUACCGGUGAAUUCGAUAAGCACACAUGUCAACAAACAUUUUUUUCAAAAAAAAAAAUUAUCACUGCGAUGUUUACAUUUUUUUUUCAACAGGAAUUAAAAUUGAGUUAAACAUGUUUGUACUGAACGUAAUUAUGAAAAUUGAGCUCAUUACAAAUUAAUAAACAUAAAUCACCCAAUUUAGAAGUCAUUCAUCAACUCUGGAAUGAACGAAAACGAUACAAACACCUGGCGAACACCUGCUUUCCGAAAUCAAAUUGUAACAAAAAUCGAAGAAGAAAUCACGAAAUGGAACUUAUCUACAUUGAAACCAAGUCGACAACUUGAGAAUGAGAACUACGAGAAAGCCGCUUCAAAAGAAGAAUAUUUGAAAAUGAUCGCCAAACUCAUUUUAAAUAUGCGACCGAAACCGGCGGAAGAGUCAGUUGCAGUCCUAUCGGAAACAUCAUCGGAGUUUGAUUUGAAUGAUGUGAGCGCUACAUCUUCGAACGGACAGAUUGACUCGAAAGACGAGAUUUCUUUGCUAAAACGGAUUAGUCUUGGAAAAUCGAUCACGAAAAGAAAAAGAUUAUUGAAUGACGACGAAGAGUUCAUCUGUGCUGUUUGUUGUUCACAUUUCUCAUCCAAAGUAUCGCUUAAAAAACAUAUCAAUAUUACUCGUCAUAUGAUCAAAGAAGCUUUACCUAAUUCAAUAAUGGACACGAUACCUCGGCAAUGGUUAUUUACAGUUAUCGAUUAUUUUACAACAACCGAUGGGUACAAAAUGGAAAUCUGUUUACCUUCGAUCAGUUCAGUGGAAUCGACGCAGGAAUGGAUGAGCGAGUUCAUGAAAUACAAUCAAUGCGUUUAUGCGUGGGAACGUGAUCAUUUGAACGAAAAUAAGACUCGGCACGAGGUGGUUUAUUGCUGCCAAUAUGGUGAGAAACGUGCCAAGAGUACUUGCAAAAGUAGAAUAUCAUUUACAUUACAGAAAGGAAAAUUCUCUUACGGUACAGCAAUGAUAAAUUUUGUCCACGAUCACUCUAUACCAUACAACGACGAUGCUCGCCAUUGUAAUCCAUCAGCCGAAGUGAAACAAAUGCUAAUGAAAUAUUUCGAAAAUUCAACCAGUACCGUCGAAGCUUACAGAAACAUGCAAUUACACAUCGAAACGCAACUAGACAACGAAAACGAAUACUUGGAGUAUUCGGCCGAUCGGCGCAAAAUGCCUUUACUCAGCUGGGCUCGUUACCUUUACAAUACCGAAUACGGCCAGAAUAAUAAACCGGUAACGCUGAAUCACCAAGGGAUUGAAUUUCUGAGAAAAUUUGUCAACGAUAAAAACGAAGAACAAAACGAAUCAGUUUGCCAGUUUCAAGAACUACCUAAUGAGAAUUUCGUUAUUUUCAUCGCCACAGCUUGCAUGAGGCGAGCUUUAAAGAGUCAAGCUGCUAGCGAACUCGUAUACACCGAUAAUAUCGGAUCAACUGCUCAAUACGGUCUUCGGGUAUAUCUGCUGCUGACUAAUAUCAAAGACGAAGCUGUUCCAUUAGGUAUCGUGAUCACCAGCAGUGAAACGAAUAAAGCCGUAAAAACAGGAUUCGGAUUACUUUCGACGUCUCUGGACGAUCAAUCGUUUAAUGGUAAAGGUAGACUGGGACCUGCUAUCAUUAUGACCGAUGAUUCAGUACCUGAAAUGGUAUCGAUGAAAGGAUUAUUCCCAUAUUCGAAAAUCGUUCUUUCUGCGUUUCAUUUUUUGCGAUCGUGUUAUAAAUGGCUCGUUAAAAUCGAACAUAAAAUUAAUAAACAGGAUAGAGAAAUAAUCUAUUCUUACAUCAGGCAAAUGGUGUACGUCGAAGAUGAGGCUGAACUUCGAACAUUAUUCGAUAAACUCGUAGAAACGUACAAAAAUCACGAACUGGUUAGUUCGUAUAUUUGUAAAUUAUACGAGAAAAGGCAAACCUGGGCUGUAUGUUAUAGACGUAAUUUCUCAAUCAUUGAUGAAUCCGGACACGCUACAUGGAAACAUACCCUAUCCAUACUGAAAGAACAAAUUCUCAAUAGAAUAAAGCUCCAAGAACCUAAACGUUUAGUAUCGUAUUUCUUAAACGAAUUUUCUGAAUUUUACCAAAGACGAUUGAUCGACUGCGCUCUAAACAGAUACGCCAGUGAAAAACCUCAAUACGAAAAUCAAUUCCAAAACUACCUAUUCGUACAAAAUGACCAUUGCGAAAGUUCAUUCACUUUAUAUGAUCGUGAAACAAACGUGAAAUAUUUCAUCAACACGGAUAUAAAUAUAUGCACUUGUCACGUCGGUUGUGCAGGUAUUUCAUGCGAACAUCAGAGAAUCCUCAGAGCAUAUUACGAAAACGUCGAGAUCAGGAACAAUGACUCAGCUAACGAUACCAAAACAAAGCUUGAACUUUAUUAUAUUGUUUCCGGUUGUAGAGACGUUCCCGAAGAAUUCUUCGGUUUAUCCAAUCAAACCGUUGACAAUGCACAACUCGACGAAGAAUUCAAGCCUUUGUUCGAUGAUAUUCAUACGGAAACGGUAAUUGACGAUUCAAACUCUCAGUUCGUCUCAGUCCAAGAAAUAUCCCAGUUGGGUGCACAAUUCACCGAAGGAAUCGAAAUAGAGCAAUCAACCGGCGAUCAAAAUUCAUCGCAAGUUUAUCCAAUCAUAAUUAAUCACAACGAUGACGAUAGUGUCGUUAAAAUUGAAAAGUCAACUUUAUCGAAUGAAAACAAAGUCGAAAGUUCUCCUCAGGUUCUAUAUUCGAUUGUGUUCGACGGAGAGAAUGUUAAUAAUGAUGUUAUAGAAAUUAUUUCGUUUGAUGGUGCGGAGAAUAAUCAAAGUAUGGAAGAAAUUGCCACCCAAGUUGACAUCAAAGAAGAACGUUUCGAUGAGAAAUAUCGCGAAGAAGCUAUGAAACAAGAACUGCUCAAGUUCAAUCAGCAUUUCGCUAGGUUUACAGAGAUGAUUAAAAAGAAUCCGAACGUGUUUAAAAAAGGCUUGUUGCGUUUAAAUAAUCAAUUAGCUAGAAUGAAGAAUGAUCCGGAUGCUUUGUUUAAAGCCAUGAAUAAUUAUACUAAUAUGAAAAUGUGAUUCCUGAAGGAAAUAUUUUUUGUAUGUACAUAAAUUGGAGUUUAGAUGAGUACUUACCUAUUGUUCCAGUUUUUUCUUCCAUUAUUGUUGUUUACUUAAUUAUUUGUUUAAAUUUUUAAUAAUAAAAAAAUCUUCAUCAAAAA
Molecule: messenger RNA, 3734 nt
Organism: Planococcus citri (citrus mealybug)
Lineage: Eukaryota; Metazoa; Arthropoda; Insecta; Hemiptera; Pseudococcidae
Exons: 8
Coding region: 712-3591 (959 amino acids)
Biological process (GO): regulation of DNA-templated transcription
Molecular function (GO): transcription coregulator activity
Source: RefSeq, a predicted model, not a curated record